Molecule: messenger RNA, 1008 nt
Organism: Sipha flava (yellow sugarcane aphid)
Lineage: Eukaryota; Metazoa; Arthropoda; Insecta; Hemiptera; Aphididae
Exons: 3
Coding region: 1-966 (321 amino acids)
Source: RefSeq, a predicted model, not a curated record
AUGGCAACUGGGGGUGGGCUCGCCCUAAGGGUCAUAUCAGCAAGCCUGAACCCAACUGAGAGGGUGUCCAGCGUGGCCCUCUCAGUCGGUAAUGCAACUGCUGAGACAGUCGUGUCCAAGAGCACACACCGGAAACUGGCCCCAGAUGGAGUUAGAAGAAGCCACGGAAACGAGUUACUUACUCUCACCAGGAAGAGGAAGCACAAUACCCUGGAAGUAAACUUAAGAGGCCAUCGAAUAACAUCAGGCAUGAGCGCCAAAUACUUAGGUAUUUUAUUAGACAGUAAAGUAAAUUUCAAACAGCAUGCAAUAAUGGUAACAUCGAAAGCGGACACAUACAUGAAAUCCUUGCAGAGGAUAAUGCCGAACACAAGAGGACCAAGGCAGCAAGCGAAGAAAUUACUAUCCUUCGUUCCACAUGCUGUCGAGGAAGCGCGUAGGAACGGCAAACAUCUGGGAAUAGCGAAGGCUGAGGCACGGACAACGCUAGAAAACAAAUGGCAAGAUAGAUGGAGUAAUACCGAAAAAGAAGAAUGGACGAGAAAACUAAUCCCUGACUUGAGGCCUUGGUUAAGGAGAAAGCACGGUGAAAUAACUUACCACCUCACCCAGGAUCUGACUGGUCACGGGUGUUUUCCAGCGUAUCUUAACCGUUUUGGCCUUCUGCAAUCUGCAGAAUGUUGUUUUUGUGCACACCACACAGACUACAGUCACCACACAUUGUUCAAGUGUGACACGUGGCACCAAAAAAGAAGAAUACUUCACUCAGAAAUUGGAGACAUAACGUCUGACAAUAUGGAAAGCAAUAUGAUGGUGUCCAAGUCCAAAUGGAAAAUGGUAGAGGAUUUUGUAACGGAGAUAACGAAGAAGAAAGACGACGAAAGAAAAACGAAUAGGAAUCAGUAUAAGUUGCAAUAUAGGUCGAAGACCAUAUCAAGGGGGAUAGAGCCCCCCAAACAAUUUUAGUUUAUUUUAAAUGUAAAAUUAUAGCUGUAAAUUAUUUUAUUA